CCAGGUCAGGAGCAAGGGGGCGGAAGCGGCGGCGGCUGUCAGAGCUGGAGAGGGGCCGGGCGGAGCGGACAUGGAGAGUCAACGCUGGCUGCCGCUGGAGGCCAAUCCCGAGGUCACCAACCAGUUUCUCAAACAAUUAGGUCUACAUCCUAACUGGCAGUUUGUUGAUGUAUAUGGAAUGGAUCCUGAACUCCUCAGCAUGGUACCAAGACCAGUGUGUGCAGUGUUACUUCUCUUCCCUAUUACAGAAAAGUAUGAAAUAUUCAGAACAGAAGAAGAGGAAAAAAUAAAAUCUCAGGGGCAAGAUGUUACAUCAUCAGUAUAUUUCAUGAAGCAAACCAUCAGCAAUGCCUGUGGAACAAUUGGACUAAUCCAUGCUAUUGCCAACAAUAAAGACAAGAUGCACUUUGAAUCUGGAUCAACCUUGAAAAAAUUCCUGGAGGAGUCUGCGUCAAUGAGCCCUGAAGAACGAGCCAGAUACCUGGAGAACUAUGACGCCAUUCGAGUUACUCAUGAGACCAGUGCCCAUGAAGGUCAGACUGAGGCACCAAAUAUAGAUGAAAAAGUAGAUCUUCAUUUUAUUGCAUUAGUUCAUGUAGAUGGGCAUCUCUAUGAAUUAGAUGGACGGAAACCAUUUCCAAUUAACCAUGGGGAAACUAGUGAUGAAACUUUAUUAGAGGAUGCCAUAGAAGUUUGCAAGAAGUUUAUGGAACGUGACCCUGAUGAACUGAGAUUCAAUGCCAUUGCUCUUUGUGCAGCUUAGCUUGUCCAGAAUGGAAGCACCAAAUAGUAUAUUAUUUGCAACAAAAUUAAAUUUCUUCUGCCAUACACUAACUCAAAAAUUUUGAUAUUUUCAUUAACUUGACUGAUUAAACUUUAUGUGAACUAAG
Molecule: messenger RNA, 890 nt
Organism: Balaenoptera musculus (blue whale)
Lineage: Eukaryota; Metazoa; Chordata; Mammalia; Artiodactyla; Balaenopteridae
Gene: UCHL3
Product: ubiquitin C-terminal hydrolase L3
Exons: 9
Coding region: 71-763 (230 amino acids)
Biological process (GO): ubiquitin-dependent protein catabolic process; protein deubiquitination
Cellular component (GO): cytoplasm
Molecular function (GO): cysteine-type deubiquitinase activity
Source: RefSeq, a predicted model, not a curated record